Molecule: messenger RNA, 3529 nt
Organism: Artibeus jamaicensis (Jamaican fruit-eating bat)
Lineage: Eukaryota; Metazoa; Chordata; Mammalia; Chiroptera; Phyllostomidae
Gene: NRBP2
Product: nuclear receptor binding protein 2
Exons: 18
Coding region: 146-1639 (497 amino acids)
Biological process (GO): endoplasmic reticulum to Golgi vesicle-mediated transport; protein phosphorylation; intracellular signal transduction
Cellular component (GO): endomembrane system; cytoplasm
Molecular function (GO): protein serine/threonine kinase activity; ATP binding
Source: RefSeq, a predicted model, not a curated record
UCCCGGAGCUUGGGUGAAGGCUCGAGGCAGCGGAGGCUCAGCUCCCGGCUGUGCUUCUGUGAACCGGGCCAGGGCGGGCGGGAAUCGGCGGCGGCGGCGGCGGCGGCAGAUCGCACGGAGGGUGGCGGCCUGGGCCCGCCAAGCCAUGGCGGCUCCGGAGCCGGCGCCCAGGCGGGGCCGGGAGCGGGAGCGGGAGGAGGAGAGCGAAGAUGAGAGCGACAUCCUGGAGGAAAGCCCGUGCGGCCGCUGGCAGAAGCGGCGGGAGCAGGUAAACCAGGGAAACAUGCCUGGGGUCCAGAGCACCUUCCUGGCCAUGGACACGGAAGAGGGGGUGGAGGUGGUGUGGAACGAGUUGCACUUCAGUGACAGAAAGGCCUUUUCUGCACACGAGGAGAAGAUCCAGACCAUGUUUGAGCAGCUGGUGCUCGUUGACCACCCCAACAUCGUCAAGCUGCACAAGUACUGGCUGGAUGCCUCCGAGGCAGGCGCGAGGGUCAUCUUCAUCACCGAGUACGUGUCCUCGGGAAGCCUCAAGCAGUUCCUCAAGAAGACCAAGAAGAACCACAAGGCCAUGAAUGCCCGGGCCUGGAAGCGUUGGUGCACGCAGAUCCUGUCAGCGCUCAGCUUUCUGCACGCCUGCAGCCCUCCCAUCAUCCACGGGAACCUGACUAGUGACACCAUCUUCAUACAGCACAACGGCCUCAUCAAGAUCGGCUCCGUGUGGCACCGCAUCUUCUCCAAUGCGCUCCCGGAUGAUCUCCGAAGCCCCAUCCACACCGAGCAGGAGGAACCGCGGAACCUGCACUUCUUCCCCCCAGAGUAUGGCGAGGUGGCCGACCGCACCGCUGUGGACAUCUUCUCCUUCGGGAUGUGUGCAUUGGAGAUGGCUGUGCUAGAGAUCCAGGCCAACGGAGACACCAGGGUCACAGAGGAGGCCAUUGCUCGCGCCAGGCACUCGCUGAGUGACCCCAACAUGCGGGAGUUCAUUCUCUCCUGCCUGGCCCGCGACCCUGCCCGCCGGCCCUCUGCCCACAACCUCCUCUUCCACCGUGUGCUGUUCGAGGUGCAUUCACUGAAGCUCCUGGCAGCUCACUGCUUCAUCCAGCACCAGUACCUCAUGCCCGAGAACGUGGUGGAGGAGAAGACCAAGUCGAUGGACCUUCACGCAGUCCUGGCAGAGAUCCCCCGGCCCCCCCGGCCCCCGCUACAGUGGCGGUACUCAGAGGUCUCCUGUCUGGAGCUGGACAAAUUCCUGGAGGACGUCAGAAACGGGAUCUAUCCACUGAUGAACUUCGCUGCUGCUCGGCCCCUGGGGCUGCCCCGAGUCCUGGCCCCACCCCCAGAGGAGGCCCAGAAGGCCAAGACCCCAACGCCGGAACCCUUUGACUCAGAGACCAGAAAGGUGAUCCAGAUGCAGUGUAACCUGGAGAGAAGCGAGGACAAGGCGCGCUGGCAUCUCACUCUGCUUCUGGUGCUGGAGGACCGGUUGCACCGGCAGCUCACUUAUGACCUGCUCCCAACCGACAGUGCUCAGGACCUCGCUACCGAGCUCGUGCACUACGGCUUUGUCCACGAGGACGACCGGACUAAGCUGGCCGCCUUCCUGGAGAGCACCUUCCGCAAGCAUCGAGGAGCUUAGCCAUGACAGCACACCUGGCCACCCACGUCGGGAAGCCGUGCCCGUCUUCACACCUGCUACUGAGAACCCUCCCUCCACCUUGCACAGCUACUCAGAGGCCCUGGCUAGGGUCGAGGGAGGUGGGCUUGGGCCCACAAAGGAGCCCAUCAGUGGGGUGGGAGGCAUGAUUAGGCCACACAUAUCCUUCAGUCAAGGACCCCUCACCCAGCCUGCCUCCACACUCACCCUUCCUUCCCACAGCCUCCAUUUGCCGGCCAGCAGUCCCGUCCACCCCCAAGCUGUGUGAUAAGUGACUGAGCCCUCCAAAUGGGAAGGCCGCCCUGCAGGGAGCCAUAGUUGGGGGUAACACCGAUCCACACAAAGGAAUCCCCACCUCAAGUCAGUGGUGAAGCACCUACAGGCAUCAGGCACAGUGCUGGGUGCUGAGCGGGGCCAUGACCUGGCAGGAGAGGCAGGGACACCGCAGGAAGCCCCAGUUCCCAGCACCGUGUGGCUCUGGCACCCCCGUCUAAUGUCCAGCGCACACCUCCCUAAAGCCCCCCUCUGAUUUUGCACUGCUCUGAGGCUGGGAUCACCAUCCCGUCUGUGGACACUCUCCCGGCCCCUGCGGCCCCUCAAGGGCUCCUUUCUCUCCUGCCUUCCCUGGUCCGGAGAGGUCAGUCAGGUGUCCUCCCGGCUCCUCGCUGUGCUUCCUCCAGGCCACCGCCCCCCAGGGACCUCCCUCAUCUCUCCCCGCAGCAGCUGCCUCCCCAGGCCCCUCCCACCAGCCCCCACUGCCCUGGACUCAUUUCUCUUGAACCACCUCCCCUCCAUUUUCAAACGUAAACAUUCUUGAACAGUUUAAAUUGCAUGUAUAAAUUUAGUGCAUUCAGAGUUCUUUCAAAGCAUUUCAAAUGCCAACUUAGAAAGCUGACCACUCUAUCAGUGGUCUAGUGUUGCUACAGGAAGUUACACAAACUCAGAGGCUUAAAACCACCCCAAUUUAUUGUAGUUGUAUAAGUCAGAAGUCUGGCCCAGGUUUCACCAGACUAAAAUCAAGGUGUUAGCCAGCUGCAUUUCCUUCUGGAGAUUCCAGGGGAGAAUCCAGUUGCUGUCCCUUCAAGGCGGCUGUUGGCUUGUGGGGUCAGCCAUGGCGCUGGGUGCUGGGUGCUGGGUGCUGGGCAGGAAUUCCUUUCCUUGCAGUGGUGGGGCUGUGGCCCACUGUAAACCGAAGGCCACCCUCGGCUUACGGAGGCUGCUGCUGUUCUUGGCUCAUGGCCCCACCCUCCAUCUUCAAAGCCAGCAAUGUCGGGUUGUGUCUUUCUCGGGAACCGCCUGUCUGAUUUUCUGCAGCCAGAAGGGCUCUCCUGUGACUAGGUUGAGCCUGGAUAGGCCAGGGGGCCCCCACACCACGGUCCUUUCCAGGGAUUAGGGCAGGGACGUCGUCGGGGAUGGGUGCCAUUAUUCCACCUGCCACAGCACCCUAACCGAACCUAAGACAAAACAAACUUCCCAAGGCGUAUCGAAUAAAUUAAGUGUGCAAAUAUAAUGACUUAUCAUAAACAUUUCCACCCUCUACAAAAUUAUUCAAAUUCUUACACCUUUCAACCUAAAAUUACAAAUCGAAAAUAACCUACAUGCCUAGUUGGAAAUCCUGAUGCUAAGCCGUCUGACUCAUUCGUAUCAACGUCCACAGUCUGGUGUCGAAUGCAUGCGAGGCUGCGCCGUGACUGGGCGGGACUCAGAGCGCUGCACACGGCCAUCGCUUCGUUUAGUCAAGCCUACGUGGAGGUUUUCUUUUUAACUUUUAUCUUUUCCAAGUUAUAUGCAUAUUAUUUUUUAACAGUGGAUUUUUUUCCUUAGGCCAAUAAAUAAUAAUAAUAAUAAUAAAUAAUGCAGUUGCCAACCCAG